Molecule: messenger RNA, 3924 nt
Organism: Cannabis sativa
Lineage: Eukaryota; Viridiplantae; Streptophyta; Magnoliopsida; Rosales; Cannabaceae
Product: homeobox-leucine zipper protein HDG2
Exons: 13
Coding region: 1087-3315 (742 amino acids)
Biological process (GO): regulation of DNA-templated transcription
Molecular function (GO): lipid binding; DNA binding; DNA-binding transcription factor activity, RNA polymerase II-specific
Source: RefSeq, a predicted model, not a curated record
CAUUUAAUGCAAAUUACCUCUCUCUCUCUCCCAUGCACCAUUAAAUGCAAUUGCACCAUCUCAAUAAGCUUUGCAAUAACUCCUUGCUGCCACAUUUUCCUCCAUCUGCUUUCCAUUUCUCCUUCCUUUUUUCCUCUCCAGUCCUUUGAUCCUUCAUCUUCUUUAUAUUUUUCUUUCUAAAUAUAUAUAAUUUUUUUUGCUAAGUAAUAACUUCACUGAUCAAGCCCUUGCUACUCAACUUUAACCGCUUAACUAUCACAAAAACUAAGCUUCACAAGCAAUUGCAGCCCCAAAAUAUUGGUUCGCCGACACUCUCUUUAGCUACCUAGCCCAAAAGCAGAUCUGAUAUAGUCUCAUCUUUUCUGGGGUUUUUUCAUUAGGGCACGAAAGAGUUAAAUAUUUCUAUUUAUAUGCUGAUCAUGGUGCUAUAGAGUUCUAAGCAAAACGUAAAAUACUACUGUUAAGACACGUUUGGAUACUCCGAGAUCUUCGAGGGCGUUACAUAUAUAGCUUUUUUUUUUUGUUUGUUUGUAGAAUUUUAUUUGUUUGGUUAAUGUUUUUAUUUUUCCCCAAAAGCCAAAUCCAAAUUGUCAACCCUUAUCUUUAUAUGAUACUCCUGUAGAGAUUUUUACCUUUCCAAACACCCCCUAAAAAAUGAAGCACAAACUAAUUGUCACCUCAGUCCAUUUUACUUUGUAAAAGGUUUUUGUUUAGUUAAGAGUAGCACACUACUACUGUCAAAGAAUCUAAGAUUAAAGUAGUAGUCAGAACUCUUUUUUGACUUAAUCCUUUUAAAGAUAUAAAAAAAUAUAAUAUAUAAUAUAUAAAGAGUACGAAAGCAGCAUAGUUUUCCAGAGAAAAUAUUGCAGUAGUGAACUCAUUUUUCGAAGAAAGGACGGUUGAAAAAACAUUUUAGGGUUUCUGGGGUUUUCAACAUGCCGGCCGGGAUCAUAAUUCCGGCGAGAAAUAUGCCGUCGAUAAUCGGACGGAAUGGAAAUAUUGGUGGGUUUGGUUCAUCUUCAGGACUUACUCUUAGUCAGAUUGAAAACCCAUAAAAGGUUUGGGGAAUCUUAAAGAUCUGUAGAUAUGUUCCAGCCAAACAUGAUGGAAGGAAGUGGUCACCAGCUUCUUCAUCCCCUAGACAUGACCGCACAGAAUACCACCUCCGAAAGCGAUCUCAACGCUCGUCUCGGCCGAGACGACGACGUUUUCGACAGCGCAACUAAAUCCGGUAGCGAAAACCAAGACGGUGGUGCCUCCGGCGACGACCAUGACCAGCAGCGUCCCAAGAAGAAACGCUACCAUCGCCACACUCAGCAUCAGAUACAAGAAAUGGAAGCAUUCUUCAAGGAGUGUCCACAUCCUGAUGAUAAGCAAAGAAAGGAGCUGAGCCGGGAAUUAGGGUUAGAGCCAUUGCAAGUCAAAUUUUGGUUUCAAAACAAGCGCACUCAAAUGAAGACCCAGCAUGAACGCCACGAAAACACUCAACUCCGCACUGAAAAUGAUAAACUAAGAGCUGACAAUAUGAGGUACAGAGAAGCUUUGAGUAACGCCUCGUGCCCUAACUGUGGUGGCCCAACCGCAAUAGGAGAGAUGUCCUUUGAUGAACACCAUUUGAGGCUCGAAAAUGCCCGUCUAAGAGAAGAGAUUGAUCGUAUUUCUGCAAUAGCUGCUAAGUACGUAGGGAAGCCUGUGGUUAGCUACCCAAUCCUUUCAUCCCCAGCUACCCCUCGUCCACUGGAACUCGGAGUUGGAAACUUUGGGAGUCAGGCGACCAUGGGAGGAGAGAUGUAUGGAGGAGGUGGUUCAACCGGAGAUCUACUGAGGACGAUGAGUGCACCAAAUGAGGCUGAUAAGCCAAUGAUAAUAGAGCUUGCUGUUGCAGCCAUGGAGGAACUGAUAAGGAUGGCCCAAAUGGGAGAGCCCUUGUGGAUGACCAGCCUGGAUGGAGCGAGUGCUGUGCUGAACGAGGAUGAGUACGUUCGUACAUUCCCUCGAGGAAUAGGACCCAAGCCUGCUGGUUUCAAAUGCGAAGCUUCUCGUGAGACUGCCGUCGUUAUCAUGAACCACAUUAACCUUGUUGAGAUUCUCAUGGAUGUCAAUCAAUGGUCGACUGUUUUCUCUGGUAUUGUUUCGAGAGCAAUGGCUUUAGAAGUCCUCUCAACUGGAGUCGCUGGAAAUUUCAAUGGAGCUUUGCAAGUGAUGACAGCUGAAUUUCAAGUGCCUUCACCACUGGUUCCAACUCGUGAGAGUUACUAUGUAAGGUACUGUAAACAACAUGCGGAUGGGACUUGGGCAGUUGUUGAUGUUUCUCUCGACAACCUACGUCCUAGUCCAGCUGUCAGAUGCCGAAGAAGGCCUUCCGGUUGCCUUAUCCAAGAAAUGCCUAAUGGAUACUCUAAGGUGACAUGGGUUGAGCAUGUAGAAGUGGAUGAUAGAGGUGUUCACAAUCUGUAUAAGCAGCUAGUCAACUCGGGCCAUGGAUUUGGUGCAAAACGCUGGGUUGCCACUUUGGAUCGUCAAUGUGAAAGACUAGCUAGUGCCAUGGCAACCAACAUUCCAACCGGUGAUGUUGGUGUGAUAACAAACCAAGAAGGGAGAAAGAGUAUGCUGAAAUUGGCUGAGAGAAUGGUGAUAAGCUUUUGUGCUGGUGUGAGUGCCUCCACCACUCACACAUGGACAACACUCUCAGGAACCGGAGCUGAUGAUGUUCGGGUCAUGACCCGUAAGAGCGUCGACGAUCCAGGCAGGCCUCCUGGGAUUGUGUUAAGUGCUGCUACUUCAUUCUGGCUUCCUGUUCCACCCAAAAGAGUCUUUGAUUUCCUCCGUGACGAGCAUUCUCGAAGCGAGUGGGAUAUUCUUUCCAAUGGUGGAGUUGUUCAAGAAAUGGCACACAUAGCAAAUGGUCGUGAAACUGGAAACUGCGUGUCUCUACUUCGAGUAAAUAGUGCCAACUCGAGCCAAAGCAACAUGCUGAUAUUGCAAGAGAGCUGCACUGAUCAAACGGCGUCGUUUGUGAUUUAUGCUCCGGUGGAUAUUGUUGCGAUGAACGUGGUGCUUAACGGCGGUGAUCCUGACUAUGUGGCUCUACUUCCGUCUGGAUUUGCCAUUCUUCCAGAUGGGUCCGGUGGUGGUGGUGAUGGGAUUGUGGAACCUUGCUCUUCCGGCGGCUCUCUGCUCACUGUUGCGUUUCAGAUUUUGGUUGACUCGGUCCCUACAGCUAAGCUUUCUCUUGGAUCAGUCGCAACUGUUAACAAUCUUAUUGCUUGCACCGUCGAGAGGAUUAAGGCUUCUUUGUCAUGCGACACUGCAUAAUAUCACAGUCCUACCUAGCUACCUUCAUAAUAAUUGUUUUUUGCAGUAAUAUUUGAUAGAAGAAGAUGGUCGAAAUUAGUGAAAAGCAGCAGGGGAAAGAAAAAGAAGUAAGAUAAAGAAAUCUAAGGUGUUGAGGAAAUGCAAAUAUUUUGGAGAAGUCAAGAACGCACCUUACAUGAUCCUUUCUUAGCAUUUCAAAUUUCGAGUUUUGCAAGGAUUAUAGGGGUUCGGGUAUUGACUUCAUCGAACACAUUAUGUAGAAAAGAAGAAGGCCUUAUUCAAAGACUUGAGACCUUAUAGUUUUAAUUUAAUGGAUGUAGGUUGAAUGGAUUCUAUCCCUUUAUAAUUAGAUUUCAUCUUCAUUAACAUUUGUUUUUAGCAUUAUAUUAGAGUUGUAGGCAUGUGAGGUUUAAUGCUUCGCAUAUCUAUCUAGCUAUAUAUGUUCUUAAUUAUUUCCCUAGCUAUUUUUUACGGUUUUCAAGCUCACAACUACAGCCAGACAACUGAGACAAGGGUUUGCAAUUUUUUAUCUUUCCCAAUUUAAUUUUUAAGAGCUGUUGAAAAAUGGAUAUUGCUUCUAUAAUCUAAUCUCAUGUGUUCAUUUCUUCA